AAAAAACGAAGAGCGAGAAUCAACACUGGUAGAUGCUGAUGCUGUUAUAGAAUCGAGGUGAAUUAGGGGAAACGCGUUAUUCGGUGAGGGAUUUCUUGCCUCGGAGAAGAUCUCCGAGUCUAUCUCAGGGAAUGGAGAUGCGUACCGUCCUGGUGGCGGUUUGCCUGUUACUCGUUACUCCGAUCACCGGAUCUCUUUGGGUCGCCGGAAGUCAGGUCGUAAUGGACCCGAUGCUGGUGUGUAAAAAGACGCGACGACUGAAGGGUAAGCUAGCCGACAUUUGUCGGAAGGAGCCAGCGCUGCUGAAAGAAAUUGUGAAAGGGGUUCAAGUUGGCACCAGAGAAUGUCAGCAUCAAUUCAGAAACAGAAGGUGGAACUGCACGACGGUCAGGCGUUCCCUCAGGAAAAUUUUACUCCGAGACACGAGAGAGACAGGUUUCAUAAACGCCAUCACGGCUGCUGGGAUCACUCACGCUGUCACCAGGGCCUGCACCAUGGGCCACCUCGUCGAGUGCUCGUGUGACAAGACUAUCAGCAAAGGUAGGAGAAAUCGCGGUGGAAAAUCAGCAAGCCGAGCAGCUGAUCGAGCCAAAGGUCCUUUGGCGGAGGGUGAAUGGGAGUGGGGCGGGUGCGGGGACAACGUGAAUUUCGGUUUCAAAAAAUCCCGAGAUUUCAUGGACGCGCCGUACCGGAAACGCAGUGACAUCAAGACGCUGGUGAAGCUGCACAACAACGACGCCGGUCGUCUGGCAGUGAAAAAUUUCAUGCGCACCGAGUGCAAGUGCCACGGUCUCUCGGGUUCGUGCACCGUCCGUACUUGCUGGAGGAAGAUGCCGCCGUUUCGCGAGGUCGGCAAUCGUCUUAAGGAUUCGUUCGACGGAGCGGCGAAGGUGAUACCGAGCAACGAUGGUCACAGCUUUAUAACCGAGGGUCCGACGAUCAAGCCUCCCGGUCGUUUCGAUCUCGUUUACAGCGAGGACUCACCGGACUUUUGCAAGCCGAACAGGAAGACCGGCUCCCUCGGGACUCAGGGUAGGCAGUGCAACGCCACGAGUCCCGGCGUCGAGGGCUGCGAGCUUCUUUGUUGCGGUCGCGGUUACGACACGAAAGUCGUCAAGGAGAAGGUCAACUGUCAUUGUAGGUUCAAGUGGUGCUGCGAAGUAACGUGCAACACGUGCGUCGUCAAAAUGUCGGUAAACACGUGUCGUUGAACGAGGAUCUGGGUCUUCAGGUCGUCUGACCUGUAUUUCAGAAAAUGACAAAAGGAAAAAAGAUAAAUCGAUACAUAGAAAAUA
Molecule: messenger RNA, 1295 nt
Organism: Diprion similis
Lineage: Eukaryota; Metazoa; Arthropoda; Insecta; Hymenoptera; Diprionidae
Product: protein Wnt-6-like
Exons: 5
Coding region: 132-1211 (359 amino acids)
Biological process (GO): cell fate commitment; multicellular organism development; neuron differentiation
Cellular component (GO): extracellular region
Molecular function (GO): frizzled binding; cytokine activity
Source: RefSeq, a predicted model, not a curated record